UAUUGAAAUUAACAAAUACUUAACAUGCUUUAAAAUUAUCUUCUCCUGGAAACUAAUUAUACAAUAUUUCUCAUUAUACUUAUUGUAAUUAUAUAUAUAUAUAUAUGCUUAUAUAACUCAAUGAGAGAAAGAACAAUAUAGCUCAAUAAAAAGUAUUAGACUCUUUAUAUUAUCAUUCAGACUACGCGCACGCACGCAUGCGCACUGAUGCAUGCGGUGUGCUAGGACUGUAAACAGCUUAAGCAGGCGUCAAAGCUCUUCUGUGUGUCACUGUUGUUGCAUAUUCUUCCAUUAUUGUUGCUCAAACUUAAUGUAUUGCAGUGCAGCUCAUGAGGCAGAACUAAAGUUAUGAAAAUGAUGAGUAUAGAUUGAAUUUGCUCCAGUAAAGUGGAUUUUUCAUUGAGAUAAGACGGUUGAUGCAAGAAAAAAGUCAAAGAGAUGUGUGACUGGUCUAUGGACAUGUGUCUAUUAUUGAUAGACCUUUACGAACGACAUCCGGUGUUAUGGGACCCCAAGCAUUAUUAUUAUUAUUCCAAGAAGAAGAAAUUGGAUGCAUGGGAGGCGAUAGCUCAAAGUAUGAAUCUCGAUAUGAAAGUUGUGCGACAGAAGAUGGUCAGUUUGCUUGGUUCCUUUCGGGCUCAGAAGAGCAAAGGCAAGAAGUCAAUAGGAACUGGAGCAAAUAAAAGAGACGUCUACAUUUCCAAAUGGUUUGCAUUUGAAAGGAUGCAUUUUCUACUAGACAAGGACGAACCCAGAAAUCAUAUUCAUGCCGAAGCAGGCAAUUCAGACCUAACGAACGAAUCUGGUCCUUCGUCGCCUCUAUCAGAUGAGUACUUUCACGAGCCGACCACCAUUAUAGAGACGCCUGACGACUCUCACGUGAUGUUACUGGACAACGACCAGAGCAACUUGACGGUGGAUGAGACGGACGACUGCAAUGUGCUGGGGAAAGAGACCCGAGGUUCUAAACGGUCGAGGAAGAGAAAACUGUCGCAGGACGGUCGUAGGGUCGAUCAGUCGUUCGACGCGCUACAGGACGCGCACAUGUAUUCGUACGCGCGGGCACAAUUGAUGCAGGAUCGUUUCUCUACGUACGGCGAACACGUGGCGAACAAGCUGCGUAUGUACAGCACGAGGACGCAGGCGAUCGUCGAGCACGCGAUCAACAAUAUCCUCUUCGAGGCGGAUAUGGGCAACUACGAGAAAUUCGAGGCGGACGAUCCGAUGAUCUACAAUCACUUCCUCAAGUGUCCCGUGGUCUCGUCCAGCACGGCGUCGUGCCACAAGUCCGAGCCGUCGUAACGACCGACUAUUGUGAAUUACACUGCCGUGAUGCAAUGUGCGAACCAUAUUGAUGCAAAUCAAGUCCAGUGUCGAUUCGCUGUGUGUAUGAUGAAAGUAUCAUGUAUGUAUGUAUGUAUGUGCGCUUGUAUAAGAGAGAUUAUUUGUGUAUAUAAUCAUACGAUGUAUUACCUUGAUUAUAUAUAUGCAUGUAAUGGUAUAUAUAUAUAGUUCAUAAGGCUCGACUCUUAGUUUGAAAUAAAAUGAUAAGCUAAUGUGUCACA
Messenger RNA from Dinoponera quadriceps, 1565 nucleotides. RefSeq lists its product as uncharacterized. The coding region runs from base 439 to 1302 and encodes 287 amino acids. The transcript has 4 exons. The record is from RefSeq and is a predicted model, not a curated record. NCBI's taxonomy places the organism in Eukaryota, Metazoa, Arthropoda, Insecta, Hymenoptera, Formicidae.